This is a messenger RNA of Calypte anna (Anna's hummingbird), 1348 nucleotides long. It is a transcript of the gene TRAPPC6B, whose product is annotated as trafficking protein particle complex 6B. NCBI's taxonomy places the organism in Eukaryota, Metazoa, Chordata, Aves, Apodiformes, Trochilidae. Gene Ontology annotation, biological process: regulation of GTPase activity; endoplasmic reticulum to Golgi vesicle-mediated transport. The record is from RefSeq and is a predicted model, not a curated record. Bases 734 to 1210 code for a protein of 158 amino acids. Gene Ontology annotation, cellular component: cis-Golgi network; TRAPP complex; trans-Golgi network. The transcript is spliced from 6 exons.
GGGGCGCGGGGGUUGUUGGCGGCCCUGCAGCUGCCGUCACUCUUCCCGCCCGUUACCCGCAUCCUCCUGGCGUGGGCUCCGCCGGCUGGAGGACUAUGAAGCUCCGUUACCGGGCGUUGUUCCUGGCGCCUGCUGCGCGGAGGCUUUAAACCGCGCUCUCCGCCCCCGGCCAGCCUUUGACAUUUCGGAGAGGCGGCUGGGGGGAGCCCGGGACGCGGAGCCCACAGUUACUGUGCGGCGCUAGGAAAUGGACGGCGAAUGAGCGAGUGGCGGUGUGAAGGCAGUAAAGAACCCACGACUCCUCAUCGUCCAUCCCCCUUCCCUCCCACACCCGAAGUGAGGCGGGCGGCGGCAGCUCCGCAAGGAACAGGCGUGUUUGCCCAAGUUCUGCCUCUCGCUUCUGUAGCCCCGGUUCGCGCUACGGCCUUGGGGCAGCGAUAGCGUAAGAGAUCCCCGCCUCGGAACACGCCUCGGCCGGCACCAGCGGGACGCCUUCCCUGGGCGGCGGCGGGCGGGAACGCCGACUGCUUUUCUGACGGGGAGAAGCAGUCAGACCGCAGGUGCUCUCGUUCGAGAGCAUCCCCGGCUGAGAGGACCCGGCUCGCCUCGGCCUCACCCCGCCGGAAGGGGCGGCGCGGCGGGCCCGGCAGCAGCUGGGUGUUGCCCAGCGCCGAGCGGGGAGGUGAGGGCGAGGCGGCGGCGGCGGCGGUGAGGAUCCCGCUGCAGAGCGGAGAUGGCGGACGAGGCGCUCUUCCUGCUGCUGCACAACGAGAUGGUGGCGGGGCUGUACCGCGCCGCCGAGCAGGGCGAAGGGGAGAACGGCCGCUGCACCACCAAACUGGAGAGCAUGGGCUUCCGCGUCGGACAGGGGCUGAUCGAGAGGUUUACAAAAGAUACUGCCAGGUUCAAGGAUGAAUUAGAUAUUAUGAAGUUCAUUUGCAAAGAUUUCUGGACAACUGUAUUCAAAAAACAAAUAGAUAACCUAAGGACUAAUCAUCAGGGUAUUUAUGUCCUUCAAGACAACAAAUUUCGUCUCUUGACACAAAUGUCUGCAGGAAAGCAGUAUUUAGAACAUGCACCAAAGUAUUUAGCAUUUACCUGUGGACUCAUCAGAGGUGGCCUGUCCAAUCUGGGAAUAAAGAGUAUUGUAACAGCAGAAGUUUCAUCAAUGCCUGCAUGUAAAUUUCAGGUGAUGAUACAGAAAAUGUAGAGCACGUUCAAAUCUGGGUAUCUGCCUUUAAAAUCCAUUGUGUGGGGGUUCACUAUGUUGGUUCAGCUUUGUAUAUAGCUUGUAAAUUAUAGCAUUGCACAAUUAAAAAUAUAAAUGUUAAUCUAACUAACACUAUAA